This is a messenger RNA of Salvelinus fontinalis (brook trout), 5325 nucleotides long. RefSeq names its product protein TMED8-like. Gene Ontology annotation, cellular component: Golgi membrane. The transcript has 6 exons. NCBI's taxonomy places the organism in Eukaryota, Metazoa, Chordata, Actinopteri, Salmoniformes, Salmonidae. The coding region runs from base 1317 to 1988 and encodes 223 amino acids. The record is from RefSeq and is a predicted model, not a curated record.
GCCUAUGUAUUGUUAUGUUGUAAAUGUGAACAUAAUGCCCCCAUUUCAGAUUACUCUGACGUUUCCAAUGAUUUAUGAAAACUUGCUUGAUGGGUCGAUGUCCUCAUUGUGGUUUUACAUACGUGUUUAAUACGUUUUAUAUACACACUUUAUUAGAAUAUUUAUGAAAUGAACAUUGUUAUAUUUGGUAACGCUUACUUAUUUUCCUUCGACUCCAACACCAUUCGAUGCAUUGAACGGAUGUGGGUGUCUACGUAAGGGUGCAAAUUUUUCUUUUUUACUCACAAAAGCCUUGGGGUCGAUACGUAAGGCGUAUUAAAGAGCAGUGUGCGGGUUUCUUCUUAUUUCUAUUCUUAUUCACCUAUUACCAUGCACCUGCAAAAAAUAUAGCUCAGAUGUGCGAGUGUCUUUAUCAUAAUCUCUGGUAGUUUUUUAUUUUAUUUAUAAUUUGUUGAUGAGUUACAAGAUUAUGUCGAGAUGCAUCGAUUCCAAGAGUGGCAGAGGAUCUUACGACUAGUUCAACUGGCUAGCUAACUAUAGCUAACGUUAGCAAGCGUACGUCCAGCUCAGAAUGGCCAGUGGGUGCAGUGAUUGCUCAGCGGGGACAUCAGCUUGCUAGUAGCAGUCUGUCCCAACUCAAUGUAUCUUGAGCUGUUACAUUUUAUCAUCUAGCUGCAGCAAUGAAAUUGGUUUCAAAUCUAUUGCAAUUUUGUCACCUGGAGGCUAUCUAGGAAUGUUACUUUGUAACCGCGCGCGCACCAAUCGGACUUUGAAGUUCGCUGACUAAAUCAAAUCAUUUUAUUGGUUGCGUACGCAAAAUCAAUCGAAUGUAUUUAUCAAGCCCUAUUUACAUCAGCAGAUGUCACGAAGUGCUAUACAGAACCCCAGCCUAAACCCCAAACAAUAAGCAAUGCAGACGUAACACCACGGUGCAGCGAAAUGCUUAUGUUUCUAGCUCCAACAAUGCAGCAAUAUCUAUCAAUUCAACAACAAUACACCCCCGCCCCCCCAAAAAAACGUUUUACGUUGGUAAAAAAAAAAAUUCUGGUGUCUGAUCGUUUUUACGUUGGUAAAAAUGUAUUCUGGUGUCUAUUCGUUUUCUUUCAUGAUACAGGAUCUGAAUGCCUUCCAGACAGAUUGACAGUGUCUUCUAAUAUGAUGAGAGAGAUAAAUUGGAGUCUACUUCGGAGAGUCAAUCAAGAUUGACAGUGUUAUCGGUGUUCUCUUUCCCUUGGAUAACGUCGGAGACCAAUCCGCUAGACAGGCGCCAGAGCAGAGGCCUCUCUAACUCCAACCACCCCAUAAGUCACCCUGAUAUGGAUGGAACCAAUGACACAGAGGGAUCCAGACAGCCAGCUGAGGUUAAACAACAGUCUCCUGCCGGGCAGCAGGCCAUGGGGGGAGAUGUUGAGGAGAGCAACAGCAGUGGGAAUAGCCAGAACCCUGGAGAGAGAAAAGUCUGUGGUUGUGCUCUAGCCCAAAUGCCACCGCUGAAGCCUCCCUCCACGUGGACCUCCAUGGCGAUGAAGGAGCUUAAGGCCAAGCUGCGACUGGAGAAGGACAGUGUGGUGACAGUGAAACGAGGAAACAUUAUGACAGUGCAUGUGCCCACCGUUCCUGAGGGAAAGCAGGUGUGCUGGGAGUUUGCCACAGAUAGCAAUGACAUAGCCUUUGGAAUCUACUUUGACUGGACCCCUGUCACCAGCCAGGCCAUCACGGUCCACAUCAGUGAGUCCAGUGAUGAUGAAGAGGAGGAAAAUCAGCUAGAAGGACUUAUCAACACAGGGGAUGUUGAGAAGGGUUCUAAAUCAUUGGCCAACUCCAACAUAGGGGAAAUCUUACCUGUGUAUCGUCUGGACAGUCACAUUGCAGUGCAAGGUGGCAGUCACGAGUAUCCAGGAGAAGGCACUUACCUUCUGAAGUUUAAUAACUCAUACUCACUAUGGCGAAAUAAGACUCUGUACUACAGAGUGUAUUACAGUGCCUGAGGAACUGUAACCGUCAGCUAUUGCAUAUGACUGUAUGACUUACUAGAAUUACAUUUUUGAUUCCAUAGAACAUGUUAUCGUUAAUUAUAAGUGCAUAGAUUUUUCAUCACAAUCAGCAGAUGUUGCUCGCUCCUAGUCUACACUUAAAAUCUAAGAGGACCAGAGAAUUAUGAAGUGGGACAUUUUGCUCAUAUGUUUUACUGUGAUUAUAGAGAAAGAUUUGACGUAGCCUUGUGUUUGUGCCAUGUUCUGUUUAAAAGUUAUGUGCAGUGAGUUAAGGCAAAUUGACCAUAUUUUAAAGAUAUAUAUUCUAUAUAUAGUUUAUGUACAGUACCAGUCAAAAGUUUGGACACACCUACUCAUUCAAGGGUUUUUCUUUAUUUUUACAAUUUUCUACAUUGUAGAAAGACUCUACACCUGGAAUGCUUUUCCAACAGUCUUGAAGGAGUUCCCACAUAUGCUGAGCACUUGUUGGCUGCUUUUCCUUCCCUCUGUGGUCCAACUCAUUCCAAAUGAUCUCAAUUGGGUUGAGGUUGGGUGAUUGUGGAGGCUAGGUCAUCUGAUGCAGCACUCCAUCACUGUCCUUGGUCAAAUAGCCCUUACACAGCCUGGAGGUGUGUUGGGUCAUUGUCCAGUUGAAAAACAAAUGAUUGUCCCACUAAGCGUAAACCAGAUGGGAUGGCGUAUCGCUGCAGAAUGCUGUGGUAGCCAUGCUGGUUAAGUGUGCUUUGAAUUCUAAAUAAAUCGUUGAGAGUGUCACCAGCAAAGCACCCUCACAGCUCCUCAUGUUUCACGGUGGGAAUCACACAUGCGGAGAUCAUCCGUUCACCUACUCUGCGUCUCACAAAGACACGGUGGUUGGAACCAAAAAUCUCAAAUAUGGACAGAUUUCCACUGGUCUAAUGUCCAUUGCUCGUGUUUCUUGGCCCAAGCAAGUCUCUUCUUAUUAUUGGUGUCCUUUAGUAGUAGUUUUUUUGCAGCAAUUUGACCAUGAAGGCCUGAUUUACACAGUCUCCUCUGAACAGUUGAUGUUUAGAUGUGUCUGUUACUUGAACUCUGUGAAGCAUUUAUUUAGGCUGCAAUUUCUGAGUCUAGUAACUCUAAAGAAAUUAUCCUCUGCAGCAGAGGUAACUGGGUCUUCCUUUCUUGUGGUGGUCCUCAUGAGAGCCAGUUUCAUCAUAGCCCUUGUUUUUACGACUGCACUUGAAGAAACGUUCAAAUUUCUUGAAAUAUUUCGCAUUGAUUGACCUUCAUGUCUUAAAGUAAUGAUGGACUGUCGUUUCUCUUUGCUUAUUUGGGCUGGUCUUGCCAUAAUAUGGACUUGGUCUUUCACCAAAUAGGACUAUCUUCUGUAUACCACCCCUACCUUGUCAAAACACAACUGAUUGGCUCAAACGCAUGAAGAAGGAAAUACAUUCUACAAGUGAACUUUUAACAAGGCGCACCUGUUAAUUGAAAUGCAUUCCAGGAGACCUCAUGAAGCUGGUUGAGAGAAUGCCAAGAGUGUGCAAAGCUGUCAAGGCAAAGGGUGGCUACUUUUAAGAAUCUCAAAUCUAAAAUAUAUUUAGUUUUUUUUUAAACACUUUUUGGGUUACUACAUUAUUCCAUAUGUGGUAUUUCAUAGUGUUGAUGUCCUCACUAUUAUUAUAUAAUGUUGGAAAUAGUAAAAAUAAAGAAAAACCAUGGAAUGAGUAGGUGUGUCCAAACUUUUGACUGGUACUGUAUAUUAAUCAGACACAACAUUUCUUUGGUGGCAGCGAUCAGGGAACACUGAUAGAAAGAUGAUUGCUAGGUGGAAAGCUUAAUCAGGAGAGGUGCUCCAAAGAACUGUCAUUUGUUUUAUAAUUUGCUUCAUGUAUGUCACUUUUUUGCCUUUAAAUUGUUAUUAUUUUAACUUGAAUUGUAUGAUAAUCCAAAUGCAGUUGAACAAAUAUUCUGCACAACAAUUCAAUAGUUUUUUUUGCAUACUGUGAUUGGAAUGAGUGAUUGUCAAUGAAAGAAUAUUGAAUGUUGCUCCGAGUCCAAUGAUAAAGCAAAUGGUCACCAUCUGUCUUUAUGACACAAAUAAAAGCCAUCCCCUAUCACAAAAAGCUCUUAUGUAAUAUUGGUUCAAUAUUUACAUUGCCAAGUCCCUAUUUAGUUUGCUGGUUGUCAGGCGUUGGUCUUUGUGGACAAUAGCAUGAGAAUAUUGUAAAUACUAACAGAUUCAAUAUAUUUCCAUACUGAACAAAAAUAUAAACGCAACAUGCAACAAUUUAAAAGAUUUUACUAAGUUACAGUUCAUAUAAGGAAAUCAGUCAGUUGAAAUACAUUAAUUGGGCUCUAAUCUAUGGAUUUCACAUAACUGGGCAGGGCAUAGGCCCACCCACUUGGUAGCCAGGUCCACCCAAUGGGGAGCCAGGCCCAGCCAUUCAGAAUGAGUUAUUACACAUAAAAGGACUUUAUUACAGACAAAUACUCCUCAGGACCCCCCCCCAGACAAUCCCAUAGGUGAAGCUGCCUGAGGGCGUGGUUACAUGUGGUCUGCGGUUGUGAGGCCGGUUGGAUGUACUGCCAAAUUCUCUAAAGCGACAUUGGAGACAGGUUAUGGUAGAGAAAUUAAUAUUAAAUUAUCUGGCAACAGCUCUCUUGGACAUUCCUGCAGUCAGCAUGCUAAUUGCACGCUCCUUCAACUUGAGACGUUUGUGGCAUUGUGUUGAGUGACUGCAAAUUUUAGUGGCCUAUUCUUGUCCCCAGCACAAGGUGCACCUGUGUAAUGAUCAUGCUGUUUAAUAAGUUUCUUUGAUAUGCCACACCUGUCAGGUGGAUGGAUUAUCUUGGCAAAGGAGAAAUGCUCACUAACAGGGAUGUAAACCAAUUUGUGCACAACAUUUGAGAGAAAUAAGCUUUUUGUGAGUAUGGAAAAUGUCUGAAAUCUUUUAUUUCAGCUCAUGAAACAUGGCACCAACACGUUAGAUGUUGAGUUUAUUUUUUGUUAAGUAUAAAAGUAUGAUUUGGAUCGUCCCUUUAAAGUACAAUUUUAUGCACAGAUCUCUGUAAAAGAAGAUCAUUUAUAUUGUGUGUGUCUUUGUGUUGUAGCUCUGUAUGCACCUAAUCAUGUUCUCAAUUGAUUAUAGCCGCCCAUACGAGGUUCCAAAAAAUAAUGUUUGUACCUCAUCCAUCUGUGUUGUGCAUGUUUCCAAAGGUACUGUAUCAUAUGAAUUGUGCUGUUAAAAUAUAAGGAACUGAAAAUAAGUGUCCCAUGAUUGCUGUGCUUUGUACUGCAUUCAGUUCUGUUUCUUAUAAGCUUUCCUUUUAAAAAUAAAUCACAAUAAAGAAGAUUCUCAUUUGCAUUGCA